Molecule: messenger RNA, 2637 nt
Organism: Pestalotiopsis fici W106-1
Lineage: Eukaryota; Fungi; Ascomycota; Sordariomycetes; Amphisphaeriales; Sporocadaceae
Exons: 2
Coding region: 1-2637 (878 amino acids)
Source: RefSeq, a predicted model, not a curated record
AUGGGCCUCUAUGCCGGGGUGCCUGGACAACAAGUCGACGUACUCGUCAGCACCAGUCUGUCGGAGAUCUGGGUAGUUGAAAGUAAUGGCUGCGGUGCAAGUGCCCUCUGUACCGCGGCUCGUGGCAAUGUAUUCAACAUCAGCGCAUCAACAGACUGGGAGUCACUUGGGGCUUGGGAACUCGGGCUGGAUUACCUCCAGCAGGUGGCGAACGGCGAUUACGCGACCGAAGCCGUUGCUGUCUACAACACUGUCACGCAGAACCAAACCAACUUGGACAAACAAGUCGUUGCUGCCAUCAACGAUACUGACUAUUACACUGGCUUCUUCGGUCUAGGCAUCACUCCCGGUCGCUUCAAAAAUACCGUCGUACAGAGCCCUAUAGCCACAAUGGUUGAACGAGAUGGAAUUAUUCCGAGUCAUAGCUACGGCUACACUGCUGGCGCAUAUUAUGGCGGCCAAUAUGGAACUCCCAUGUCCUUGGUGCUUGGAGGCUAUGAUCAGAACCGCUUCAUUUCACACAACACGGAGUUCAGCUUAAAUUCAACCACACGUCAGCCUGAAGCUCUGAUUAGAGCCAUCACAGCAUCAAUGUCGAGCACUGAUCAAGCUUCUGCCGGGUGGAAUUCGACGUCGAUCUCGCUCUCUGCAUUUGACGAAGCUGUUGUGGCUCUUAUUGACAGCUCGACGCCAUAUCUAUGGCUUCCAACCGUAAUUUGUGAUCGCUUUGCAGACGCCCUCAAUUUGACAUGGAACGAAACAUUUGGUCUUUAUACUUUUGCAAGUAAUGCGACCUAUGAGAGCUACUUCGACACCAGCUUGGCAUUUACGUUUUCCCUCUCCAGCAGCGACAACCGGGACAAUUUCGGAGACCCACUGAAUGUGGCUGGUGUUGUCAACAUAACAAUUUCCGCAAAUGCUUUCGCCCAAACUCUUCGCUACCCUUUUAUGAACUUAUUCCAAUACGGUGAUGCCGCAAUUCCGUACUUUCCACUCCGACGAGCGGACAAUGGCACUCAAAUCAUCAUAGGAAGGGCCUUUUUGCAAGAGUCAUAUAUGAAGACAAAUUAUGAGUCGAGCACUUUUUCUCUGCACCAAGCGUUAUUUCCAGACAACGCAGACACCAACAAAACAAUCAUCGCAGUCCAGAGUUCUGCAGACAAUCCUUAUCCAAGUGCAGCAUCUUCAUCCGGAUCCCCGGAAGGCGCACUAGGCACACCUGCCAUUGUGGGCAUUGUUGUGGGCGCUUGCAUCGUCCUAUCGUUCAUCGCAUUGAUUGUCUUCUGUGUCCGCAGGAGGCGAAAGCAGCAAAAGGGCACCAUGGUGGAAGCAGACAGCUUCAAGGACACUACCUCGUCUGUUGAGUCAGAAUGCCCGAGGACACCUGUGGCUCGGAUUUUUUCGAGAAUCACUAGGAAGAUCACAGGCAGGAGGAGUAGGAGGAUUCCAGCAUAUGAAGUGUCUGGCGAUACCGCCCAGCCCUUUGAAGCUGCUGGGCAAGAGAGAUAUGAGCUGGCUGUUCCGCCGCCGCCCGUGGAGCUGGAUGCGACUGAUGCUCACUCAAUCAAUGGUACCACUGAAUUUGGAACCGACGACACCCAUGAUCUAAGUCCGUAUGAGAUCGCACGACGCAAGAUGGAUAAGCAGCUCCAGGGCCCGGUACCGGAGUACACGCCUGGUCCAUCACCAAUAGACACGCAUGGAAACAGCUACGAGAAGGGCUAUCAGGAUAUUAGCUCUGUCCCGCAUCAUCGCCGGUCAGAUCGCUCUCUCUUUUCCGACAACAGAAGCCUUUCCCCUGCUUCAACACCCACGCAUGAUGAAUACUCUUAUCUAACACCCUCUCCAAUACCCUCACCAAUGACACCUCACAACAUGGACUGGCCGCCCAGUGAGAUGCCAAACAUCUCGUCACCGAUGCCAUUUGCUCCCCGAAGCACAUUACCUCGAUCAACAUCAAACCCUGGCUCCGGCUACGCACCUUCGUCGCUAAAUACCCUUGAACGGCGACGCUCUAUAAGCAGAUCUGCAUCAACCGCUGGGUCUCCAACGUCACCCAUGUCGCACUUUGCGCAACAUAUGCAUUCUUUCCAACGGACGCCCAUCGACCAGCAGAAAGUAGUGUGUUUAGGUCCGCUCCCAAGCAAUAUCCGACCGCCGGGCCCAACUGUACCACCUCGAUCAGGCAGUUCAGUCGGGCAAGACUUUGCGCUGCCCACAAUUUCUUCAGCAGCAGAAUCGCGCCGCCAAUCGAUAGCAGAAACGUUGGGCAGCAACUUUACCGUGGAAGAAGAGGAGAUCUUCAGAAACGAGAUUGAGCACAACGACACGUUUGGUGGAUAUGGCCUAGCGGGAGCAAUGAUUGAGGAAGAGGAGCCAGACCCCUCACCCGACCAUAUGACUGGAGGCCACGGUCAGUUGGAGCUGAUUCACAUUCCCGAGAGACCAAUCCCGGCGUCGGUUGUAUCUGAUGCAGGACGACUCCAAGGCAGAGUUGACUUUGUCCAUGUGCCGACACCAGUAGAUCCGUCGGUAACACCUACAUCAGCUACGCAACGCCUCAACGGCUUCGACUUGGUCCAUGUGCCUCAACCAGCGCAGAAGAGGUACAGCUGGGAAGCAAGCUCGCCCCAGUAG